Fulmarus glacialis (Northern fulmar) is the source of this 2369-nucleotide messenger RNA. It is a transcript of the gene MRTFB, whose product is annotated as MKL/myocardin-like 2. Lineage: Eukaryota; Metazoa; Chordata; Aves; Procellariiformes; Procellariidae. The transcript has 9 exons. The record is from RefSeq and is a predicted model, not a curated record. Gene Ontology annotation, biological process: smooth muscle cell differentiation. The annotation marks the transcript as partial.
AGACCUUUGCAGAGCCUUCACUACAAGCCACUCAGAUGAAACUGAAGAGAGCUCGGUUGGCAGAUGAUCUGAAUGAGAAGAUUGCUCAGAGGCCUGGCCCUAUGGAACUGGUAGAAAAAAAUAUUCUUCCUGUAGACUCCAGCGUUAAAGAAGCUAUUAUAGCAGUUGGACAAGAGAAUUAUCCUCAAGCUUUGGAUGAUUAUUCAUUUGAUGAAGACAGCAGUGAUGCUUUAUCACCAGAUCAGCCAGCCAGCCAAGAAUCCCAGGGUUCAACAGCUUCCCCUGGUGAGCCAAAACCAAGUGAUUCACCAUCACCAAUAACACCAAAUGCUGCUACGUCAACACAGUAUCCACCUUUAACCUCUCCAGUUCCUGAAUUACUCAAAACUCCCUCUACAAUCGAACAGCACGUUACACGUUCUACUGCUACAACCACCCUCACCACAAAUACUGUAUCUGCAGCAAAGCCUGGGCCAACGUUGGUAAAGCAAAGCCACCCAAAGAACCCAAAUGAUAAGCAUCGGAGCAAGAAGUGUAAAGAACCUAAGCCAAGGGUGAAAAAAUUGAAGUAUCAUCAAUAUAUUCCACCUGAUCAGAAAGGUGAGAAAAAUGAACCACAAAUGGACUCCAACUAUGCUCGUCUGCUACAACAGCAGCAACUGUUUUUGCAGCUGCAGAUCCUGAGCCAACAGCAACAACACUACAACUACCAGACAAUUCUACCUGCACCGCUGAAGCCACUGAAUGACAAACAGAAUAACAACGGGAAUACGCCACUGAAUACUUUGAAUAACAGUACACCAACAUCAGCUGCCAGCUCACCAAGACAGAAUAGUAAUAUUCCUAGCCGGAAACCAGGACCUCUACCUUCAAGCUUGGAUGACUUGAAGGUAGCGGAGCUUAAAAUGGAGUUGAAAUUGAGGGGAUUACCAGUGUCUGGAACAAAAACAGAUCUUAUUGAGCGUCUGAAACCCUAUCAAGAUCUUAAUAACAAUGGAGUUGCUAUUAGUAGCUCUGUUACAGUAACCACUUCUACUGGGGCCACAGGUAGCACUGGGGAAGUGACUGUGGCAUUUCCUGUUGCAACACUAAAUAAACCAGUGGCUAAUACGAUAUCCAGCUUUCCUCCAGAAAAAACAUCUACUGGAUCUGGCUGCAAAGUAGUAAAUACUGAAAACAUUAGCUCUCCUUUGCCUAUAUCUCCCUCUCCUUCAGAACAAUCUAGUCUAAGCACAGAUGAUACUAGUAUGGCAGAUACUUUCACAGAAAUGAUGACCAUGAUGUCACCAUCCCAGUUCUUAAGUACUUCACCACUAAGAGCAAAUAUGAGUGACGAUAAUCAGAAUCGCAGUAGUGGAACCAUCUCAGCCAUGGAGUUUGAUGUAGCAGAAAAGGACCGCAAGCUUCAAGAAAAAGAAAAGCAGAUUGAAGAGCUCAAAAGGAAACUGGAACAAGAGCAAAAACUUGUGGAAGUAUUGAAAAUGCAACUUGAGGUUGAAAAACGGGGACAACAGCAACAGUCUCAGACUUCUGGUAACUCAGCUGCUUUGGAACAGAAACAAUUCAGUGCUGCUAUCAAAGAUGAAAAUGCUCUUACUGACUGCUCUAGUACAAGUCAAUCUGUACCUGUAGCUAGUCAUUCUUUAGGACAAUCGGUAUAUACUAGUGGCCAGAAUCCAGUUGCCAAAAAGGCGGUUGUUAUCAAGCAGGAGAUACCUGUGGCCAAAGCUGAACCUCAGAAUGCCAUUUCUCAAUUUUAUGUUAAUCCUCAGAGGCAGCCACAAACUGCAGUUGUUGCCCAGCCUCAAGCUUUAUUAACUACCCAAGGAACUGCACAGCUGCUCCUUCCACUAUCUAUCCAGGGACCGAAUUCUACCACUGCGGUGCAGCUACCAGUUGGAAAUAUAAAGUUGCAGGCUCAAUCACAAGCUGGAAUACAGACCCCAUCACAAAUACCUGCUCCUAUUUCUUCCUCUGGCCUGGUCCAGACAGCACCUCAGAUGCAUACUCCACAAUCAAAACAAAAUACCAUCACGCAGCAUGCACUUGGUCAGACCCAACAAAUCAGAAAGGUUUUUCCACCUACCACAUCAAAUACAGUAUUUUCCUAUCAGACUGCACCAGUUACAACACCUUCACAAUCUUUUAUUAAUAAAACAUCAAACUCUAACAUUCACACUGGUGGUAAUCAGGUUCCCUCUGUGCAGAAUGGACCUGCUACUCCCAAUAAGCCUGGCUCUCCGUCUCAAGCCCAGCCUUAUAUUGUUCAACAAUCCCUCUUCAACAACGCAGUAUCCAAGACAAAAGAUCCUCCUCGUUAUGAAGAGGCCAUAAAACAGACUCGCAACAUUCAGACAUCGCACCGUGAG